ACCGCAACAACACGGACAAAACACUGCGUGACUGGUGAAAACAAGGAAGUGUAAGUCGCUGGAUAGACUUGGCACCAUUCACUCCUGACUUGUUAUUGCAAAGGCCAAAAUUCAGCCUGAACGUCGCGCAUUUGUUUUUGUACGGAACAUUUUGGGACAAUGAACAACAAAGCGUAUCCAGCACAAGCUGUGUACCCCCCGCAGACCAACCCAGCCCUGUAUCCCACGGCGAUGCAGGUGUCUCCCCAGGCACCCCCGUACGCGGACGCCCCUCCUUCAUACUCUGAGAUCUAUCAGCCCAGGUACAUACAUCCAUCCCCAGCCCCGGGGCAGCUACCUCAGAUGUCCUCGGCCUACCCCAGCACUCAGAUGUACAUGCCCCUCCCACAGUCAAUACCGGUGGGGCCGAUGGGCCACAGUGUUCCCAUGGCGUACUACCCCAUGGGGGCUCUGUAUCCCCCAGGCUCCACAGUGCUGGUAGAGGGAGGCUUUGAUGCCGGGGCCCGCUUUGGAACAGGCAACAGCCCCAACAUCCCUCCCCCUCCCCCUGGCCACCUCCCCAAUGCCGCCCAGCUCGCCGCCAUGCAGGGCGCCAAUGUGAUGAUGACACAACGCAAGAGCAACUUCUUCAUGGGCGGGUCUGGCGGGGGCUACACCAUCUGGUAACAGUGGCCGUCACCCAGGCCUCCCCUGCCCCCUUCUUCUGAUCUAAACCCCCCCUACCCCUGCUCCCCGCCCUCACCCCCACCUUCCCUUGAGGCAGCUUGCCAUGCCACAAUACUGACAUCACCUAACGGAAUGUAUUAUCCUAGUGCCCAGGGUUAAAGGUACAGUACUCCACUCUAGCAGGUGUCAGAAUUAUGCUGGACACCGCCCUCCCCGCUUGCAGGGAGGAAUAUGGACACUUCGGUGCCCUCUGUUUUCUGUUGCGCUUGGAUAGUACUGCUGCUUUUGGGGAAGCACCUUUAAAUCUAUAAAUAAAAAAGAAAGCACACUGCAGUACUAUUCUUUAAUGUAAAGUAUCCAGUGAACCUGUAGGUUUCCUUUUCGGCCAUCUUUUCAUGAGCAUUAUUUCACUUCUGAGGUUGGAAGCGGCCCAAAAAGCACAGGAUUCCACCUGUCACAUGUUCCAACAGCGGCCACCCUUGUGGAAAGCUGAAGUGUUCGUCUCGGGUUUUGUCAUGUUUAAUUUUCAGCCGAGUUGAUGCUACACGAGAAAUUGUGAUUUUGGGGUCAGUUACAGCUACAUGUUCAUUUCCACUCCAGUAUCCCUCAGUUAAACCUUUCAGAUGGUUUUGUAUUAACACCAUUUUAAAUUUGCGGAGUAAUCAUGAUUUCUGCUUUCUGUCGUUUAAUGAUUUGGGUUUCAGCCAUAAUCUUGUGCACAGGUCUGAGUAUUAACCCCUAGAAGGGCAUGUAAAUGAUGGGAUAUAAUUAAUCUGUGCCAAAUUGAAAGGGAGUGGUUUUAGUCUUCAAGACAAAAUUUAUAGAGAUGAAAGGCACUGGAACAAUAAGCAAAAUGUAUUAAACAUGAAAUCAUCAAAAGGGUGGGUUACUGUACCUCUCAAGGGCAAUGGUAGAUGAAUUUUAUUGGGUGCCAAAGUUUUGCGAGCACCAGUACUUUAAAUAAAAAACAAAGAAACUUACAAAUAUUGAGAAAUGAAACGGAUGGCUGGUCUAAGAUCCAGCUCAGAUUGGAAGGGUUGGAUGGCGUCAAAACACUUCUGUCCGUGCGCGUGGAUUUUCUGUUUCUGUCCAGAGUCGGAUGCCCAGAUGUACAGAUUGCAGCGUUUGAUUUUGCGAGAGACGAGCAUAUUCUCAUUGACUGCUGAG
This is a messenger RNA of Megalops cyprinoides (Indo-Pacific tarpon), 1833 nucleotides long. It is a transcript of the gene dazap2, whose product is annotated as DAZ associated protein 2. The transcript has 4 exons. Bases 160 to 666 code for a protein of 168 amino acids. Lineage: Eukaryota; Metazoa; Chordata; Actinopteri; Elopiformes; Megalopidae. The record is from RefSeq and is a predicted model, not a curated record.